AUGCUCUCAUGCAUCCCGCUCGUCGCCCUCGUCGUGCUCUGCGCAGGCGACAUCGCGACGCUGUUUGCGGAACCGCUCGGAGCCUCUGGACAUCCUCUUGGGGCUGUGGUCCACCUGAUCUUCAAUGCUUCACGCCAGGACAACGCCCUCUCCAGUGCCGUGGUCGGGCUCAUCGCACCGAUUUCCAUGAUGCCUUCUACCAAUACGACCGCAGCAGCUAGCAGGAUGCUCUUCUUGUUUGUCCGUGACGAUCACAGCCCCUUUGUGUACAGGGCCAUGUAUAAGCUGAUGGCAGUCACAUGCUCACUCUAUUCCAGGUUCUACCAGCCCAACCUGCUUGGCCGAGACUUCACAGGGAUCUUCCACCUCGGGACAUUUUGGGAAAAGACCGUUGACGGUGUCUCGGUGGUUUUCUUGACAUUUGUCUGGGUUCUGUGCCGGUUUCCAUUCACGACACCGGUCGACGGGACGGCGUUGAACUACGCUCCUGUCAUCGAUGUAGGGCUGGGAAUUGGUUUCACCGUUUACUGUUUCGCUUAUGCUCGCCAUCGCUACACGAAUCCUGCGCCAGAGGAAAUCGGCAACGUGAACGUUCCUGUUCCCUCGAUGCCGAGUAUUGGCAAGUCGUAG
Molecule: messenger RNA, 630 nt
Organism: Saxophila tyrrhenica
Lineage: Eukaryota; Fungi; Ascomycota; Dothideomycetes; Mycosphaerellales; Extremaceae
Exons: 3
Coding region: 1-630 (209 amino acids)
Source: RefSeq, a predicted model, not a curated record